CUAGGUCAUUUGGGUUGGGUUUCAUACAAGGAGUAAAAAACGAAUGAUUUGGGCUGGGGUAAUGAUGCUGCUAUUAUCUUUUGGGGAGGUAUAUACACUCACUUUUCCUAUUUUCUGAUUUUUAUUUUUCUAAGUUUCUGCAAAGUUAGAAAUAAAAUACAAGAACGUUCACAUAUUUACAAAGCUCUUCCUAUUUUUAUGAUUUUAUUUUUUUAUUUUUUUAGUUUCCUGCAAAGUUGUCAAUCUGAGGAUUUGUUUUGGACUUUAGAGCUUGACAAUGACACAUUUGAUUUUCAAUUUCAUAAAGCUAUAUAAAUAUGAGGGAUUUGCUUAGUUGUUGUUUGCUGUGGCAAUGCAUAAUUAAUUAUAUAUCGUCGUGACCUCCCCAUGGAAAAUGUGGUGAAUAAAAUAUGCAACGAGGAGGCCAAGUUGCUGGAAUUGUUCGUCUUUCUCCUCCAAGUAACCUGAAAAACAGGAAGUAAAGUUGUUCUGCCGUUGUAGAGGGGACCAAAUAAAUUAAAUAUUUACAUUUGUCAUGGCCACUAAUGCAAUGCAUCAAUGUUGUGGAAGAAAUUCUGGUUUAGAAAAAGCUUGUAUAUGCAGCACAAGCUCACCGGAUUUAUUAUCAGAGAGACAAGAUGGCCGCCAUGAGUGUCCAAGAAAUGUCCAUCAAUGGUGAUCAACCACCGCCUGAAUAUAUUGUCAAAGAAAGCAGUUUUGGAUGUAUAGAGUCUUCCCCACCAUUAGCUGAUCAAAUUCCCAUCAUUGAUAUCAGUCUCUUCUCACCAUCAUCACUUGAAUAUUCUGAACAAGCAGAGAAUCAUGAGCUACAGAAACUUAGAACAGCUCUCAGCUCAGCAGGAUGCUUCCAGGCAAUCGGUCAUGGGAUAUCAGAUUCAUUUCUUGACAAGGUACGUGAAGCUGCAAAACAAUUCUUUGCACUUCCAGUUGAAGAGAAGCAAAAAUACUCCCGAGCACUCGAUGGCGGCUCCGAAGGAUAUGGGAAUGAUGUCAUAGUGUCGGAGAAGCAAGUUCUCGAUUGGUCCUACCGUCUCACUCUCAGAGUCUUCCCACAAGACCAAAGAAGACUUCAUCUUUGGCCACAAAAUCCAAAUGAUUUUGGAGAGAUGUUACAUGAAUAUGCAACGAAGAUAAAGUUGAUGAUGGGGGUCGUGUUCAAGGCCAUGGCAAAGUCGUUGGAUUUGGAAGAGGAUAGCUUUGCAAAGCAGCUGUUUGGAGACCAAUCCCUGCUGCAAGCAAGAUUCAACUUCUAUCCACCGUGCUCGAGAUCCGAUCUGGUUCUCGGUGUCAAGCCUCAUACAGAUAGGUCUGGCAUGACAGUUCUCUUGCAAGACAAAGAUGUGGAAGGUCUUCAAGUUUUGAUAGAUGGUAAAUGGGUUAGAGUCCCCAUUGUUCCUCAUGCUCUUGUUCUUAACCUUGGUGAUCAGAUGCAGAUUAUGAGUAAUGGUAUAUACAAGAGCCCAAUGCACAGGGUGGUGACAAAUACAGAGAAGAUGAGAUUGUCUGUUGCUUUGUUUAAUGAACCAGAUCCUGAAACUGAGAUUGGUCCUGUGGAACACUUGAUAGACGACGAAACAAGGCCAAGGUUAUACAAAAGUGUCAAGAAUUAUGGUCGUAUCAACUAUGAAUGCUAUCAGAGAGGGGAGAUUGCACUUGAAACAGUCAAAAUCUAAUUGUUCUUCACUCUGUAUCUUUCAUUUACCUGAAGCUAAUAAAUAGUUACCUUUUGAUGAAAAAGAAGAACAAGAAAGAGACUGGAAAUGUAUGUUAGAGAAACUCUAUCCUUAUUUCCUUAAAGCCAUUUCAAACAUUUUUGCAGAUACGGGCAGCCAGCCAGAUAUCCAUAGACAUAAAGUUUAUUUUUAUUUUUUGAUGUGAACAUCAAUGUUAUGUGCUGGAUAGAGGAACAAUAAAGGAGAAUUACAUUUUCACUGCAUCAAGA
This is a messenger RNA of Prunus persica (peach), 1963 nucleotides long. RefSeq names its product codeine O-demethylase. The transcript has 4 exons. Bases 639 to 1694 code for a protein of 351 amino acids. The record is from RefSeq and is a predicted model, not a curated record. NCBI's taxonomy places the organism in Eukaryota, Viridiplantae, Streptophyta, Magnoliopsida, Rosales, Rosaceae.